Molecule: messenger RNA, 1437 nt
Organism: Amblyraja radiata (thorny skate)
Lineage: Eukaryota; Metazoa; Chordata; Chondrichthyes; Rajiformes; Rajidae
Gene: oacyl
Product: O-acyltransferase like
Exons: 7
Coding region: 1-1437 (478 amino acids)
Source: RefSeq, a predicted model, not a curated record
AUGUAUAAAUCCAAGGGGCAGCAUUGGAAGAUUCACCAGGUAGCAAAAAUGCGAGCAGUUUGGAUUUUCUUUAUGCUGUCACUGGUACGAGGUAGAACUUUAGAUCGAAAUAUCUCUUCGAAGUGCCUGGAAGACAGCAUUGAAUUUCUUGAGGACCUUCAGUCUGAAACUCCAGAAGAGUAUGCCUUAUUGAUGUAUGAUUCCAUUGGAAAGGAAGGCAGCAAUAUUCUACAUGGAAAUGUUGAUCAAUUGGGAUCAUAUAGUGAAUGUACAUCAGCUCAAGCUUCUUCUGGGAAUUUUAGUGGCCAGUAUUGUAAAUUCACAAUUCAACAGGGCAAGAUUGAAUAUACUGUUGCUAUUUGUGUGCCCAGUUCUUGUAAGAAAGAUGAUAUAUUGAUGCUUGAAUGGCUUGGAAUUUUCACGUACAAGAACAAGUCUUUCAUAGGUCCUUCACAAAUUCUAUCGUUCAUUAGUGCCAAUGCUACGUACAGGGUGAAAAGUGUUCACUGCCAAAAUAAUACUCCUUACAUUGAUGUUUUUGUUGGCAUUUGUAUAUUUGUUGUUGCUCUUUUCAUUACCAUGAUGAUAGCUGGAUCCAUAUAUGUAACAAUAAAAGAAUGGAAGAGCACUGGUAAAAUGAUGGAAGAUGAUUUAAGCCCACCUCACAAGAAUUAUAAGACAAUUUCAGUUAGCAAAAUAAAUGGCCAUCAGUUGCAAGAAAGUAGUGCAAAAUCCAAGCAUCAAUCAUCAGGCCAUGGUGUAACGGAGGGAAAGAACAAUAAAGUAGGAUUCCUCGAAUGGAUGUUAACCAGCUUUGCCAUACAGAAGACUGUCCCCGCUGUGUUAUCCACACAAAUCACUGCAGGAAGCUAUUCCGCGAUACAUGGGAUUCGAGUCCUGAGUUUAUUGUGGAUAAUUUCAGGACAUGUCUGCCACUUUACCUUACUGAAUAAUCUAGUGGCUAGGCCCCCACCGCGACCUGAGAGCCUGGGCGAGCUGAAAAAGUUACAGUUAUCAGGACAGAGUUCCAGGAGUGGAGCAAGGUUACCGGGAUUAAGCCAGGUUUCUGUGAUUAGUAGGAAGUCCAAUCCACGUGCGGUGAAGAAGUCAUUGAGGAUGAAGGUUUUGUUCAGCACUGAUCUCGCGUUGAUCAGGGCCACUUUUGCAGGUGAGUUGUGGUCCGAUAGCGGCCCGAACCCAUACAUCCAUCAGGAGCCGAGCGAGGACCGAACGGUAAGUGAAGCCUUGUCGGAGGCCCAGUCCGAGGCCCAGUCCGGGGCUCAGUCCGGGGUUCAGUCCGGGGUCUUGUCCGGGGCCUCGGAUGAAGAUCUCGACGAUAGAGGCUCGGCUCUGUCCGGGGCUCAGUCCAGGGCUUCGUCCGGGGGUCGGUCGGGGGCCUCGGAUGAAGAUCUCAAUGACCGAGGCUUGGAUGUCUAG